AUGAAAGGAAGAAUAACGGCAGAGGAGGAGGAGGAGGAGCAGCCGCUAAGCCCGAUGGCGCGUGUAUUCCAAUCGCCGGGAGUAGACUACUGCGCCGUCACAAUCAUGGGCUUCAAAACCAAGAUUAAUCCCGACGUCCUUCUUGAUGCAUUGAAGCAUAAUGUCUCCAAGCAUCCUCGUUUCUCUACCAAUCUGUCUGAGAAUGGUGCAAAAUGGAUAGAGACACAAGUCAACGUAGAAGACCAUGUAGUUGUACCAUACAUAGACCAAGAAGAGGUAGGUGAAGAUGGACAAGGCUUCGUCGAUGAAUAUAUCUCACGUCUCACCAUGAUUCCUCUUGAUAGAUCAAGACCAUUGUGGGACAUGCACAUACUUAACGUCAGAACAGCAGAUGCAGAAGCUGUCGGUGUAAUAAGAUCUCACCAUUCAUUGGGAGAUGGAAUGUCUUUGAUUUCUCUCAUGCUCGCAUGCACACAUAAAACAUCAGACCCCGACAAUACUGCUAUUCCUUCGUUGAAAAGGCGUACGGUGUCGCAUGGGCUUAGAAACAAAGGCUGGUUCUUAAGGUCGAUACUCACCGUUGGUUCUACGACGAGGCUGAUUUGGAAUACAGUCGUAGAUAUGUUGCUUCUUAUGGCGACUCUGACGUUUUUGAAGGAUACAAAGACGCCUCUAAAAGGCGGUGCAGAGGUUGGGAGUAAUCCAAAGAGAUUUUAUCACAGAAUUAUCAAUUUGGAUGAUGUUAAGUUUAUAAAGAACGCUAUGAAUAUGACUAUCAACGAUGUUCUCCUUGGAAUUACACAAGCUUCUCUUUCUAGCUAUUUGAACCAACAAUAUGGCAAGAAGAAUGAGGAGGAGGGUGGAGCAUUGACAUCGUAUCCGAACCAUCUUCCAAGCAAACUACGAUUCCGUGUAGGUUGUACAGUAAAUCUAAGGUCGGACAUCGGAUUCAAGCCUUUGGAAGAUAUGAUGGUCAAGGAUUCAAAAUGCAGAUGGGGAAACUACUUUAGCUUUAUCAUUUUGCCCUUCUCCAUCGGUUUACAAACCGAUCCAUUAGUCUAUCUAAAAAAAUCUAAAUCCACGAUGGCUCGAAAGAAGCACUCUUAUCACGCUGCUCUAGUCUAUUUCAUUAUCAAAAUCGUCCUCAAAGUGUUUGGAGCUAAGGCAGCAGCAACAUUAUUCAACCGACCAGUGAUGAACAUAACGACAUGCGUUUCAAACGUGAUAGGUCCCAUGGAAGAAAUUAGUUUCCGUGGUCAUCCUAUCGCUUACAUCGCUCCAAGCUCUUAUGGACACUCACAAGCAUUGUUGGUACACUACCUAAGUUAUGCGGGGAAAAUGAUAAUCUCCUUAGCAGUUGAUCCUUCUAUCAUACCGGAACCCGAAAAGAUCUGUGAUGAAAUGGAGGAAUCAUUGAAAGCGAUGAAAGCUGCUCUUUGGGAAAGAGGUUUACACUAAUUAAUAAGGCUCGUGAGCCAUUAGUAUCCAUUUUAUAUAAACCGUAGACGUGCGGUGAGGGAAUAUAUAUUUGUUUGGUUGAAAAUGUUUAUGUUUUAGAAGCUUUAAACUAAUGCACUUGUUGUAUCUAUAAUUAUUGGAAUGAGAAAAAUGUCAAAGGCCGCCCGGUCAUAGUUGUUGAACAAGAAAAAUGCUUACGAAA
Molecule: messenger RNA, 1660 nt
Organism: Eutrema salsugineum
Lineage: Eukaryota; Viridiplantae; Streptophyta; Magnoliopsida; Brassicales; Brassicaceae
Product: O-acyltransferase WSD1
Exons: 7
Coding region: 1-1458 (485 amino acids)
Biological process (GO): triglyceride biosynthetic process
Cellular component (GO): plasma membrane
Molecular function (GO): diacylglycerol O-acyltransferase activity; long-chain-alcohol O-fatty-acyltransferase activity
Source: RefSeq, a predicted model, not a curated record